Messenger RNA from Hyaloscypha bicolor E, 1073 nucleotides. RefSeq names its product replication protein A, subunit RPA32. Gene Ontology annotation, cellular component: site of double-strand break; chromosome, telomeric region; DNA replication factor A complex. Gene Ontology annotation, biological process: DNA replication; double-strand break repair via homologous recombination; nucleotide-excision repair. Gene Ontology annotation, molecular function: DNA binding. Lineage: Eukaryota; Fungi; Ascomycota; Leotiomycetes; Helotiales; Hyaloscyphaceae. The record is from RefSeq and is a predicted model, not a curated record. The transcript has 4 exons. The coding region runs from base 73 to 828 and encodes 251 amino acids.
AACUAUGGAUACGGCGGCGGGUAUUCGACGACCAGCUACGGAGCGCAAGGCGGGGCAGAAGGAGGAGGUUUCAUGGGAGGAUCGCAACAAGGGAGCCAAGACAGCCCUGGCGGAAGCAGAACCUACGGAAAAGACACAUUACGACCCGUCACGAUCAAGCAAAUCAUCGAUGCCGUCCAGCCCCAUCCCGAUAGCGACUUCAAGAUCGACGGCUCAGAAUUAACACAAAUAACCUUCGUCGGCCAAAUCAACUCUAUCUCUACCCAAACCACAAACACAGCCUACAAAGUCGACGACGGCACGGGCCUAAUUGAAGUGAAGCAAUGGAUUGACAGCGACGCGGACGCCUCUACUGCUAAACCACGACCGAAAGAAGGCGAAUACCUGCGUGUCUUUGGCCGUAUCAAAGCCUUCAACAACAAGCGCCACGUCGGGGCACACCUUAUCCGUCCCAUCACAGAUUACAACGAGGUUAAUUACCACUUGUUAGAGGCUACGGCUGUGCAUUUGUACUUCACGAGGGGACCACCGGAGGGAGCGGCGAAUGGGGUGAAGAAUGAGGGGGGCAUGUUUGUUGAUGGUGGUGUGAGCAAUGGAGCCCCGGCGAAGGGAGGAAAGUUACCGGCGAAGAUAACUGGGGUGGGAAGGAAGGUGUAUGAGCUUUUGCAGAGCGAGCCGCAGAAUAAUGAGGGGCUGCAUGUCAAUAUGAUUGCGCAGAAGUUGGGGGUUCCGAGUAAUGAAGUGUUUAAGGCGGGCGAUGUGUUGUUGGGUGAGGGAUUGAUUUAUACGACGGUUGACGAUGAGACGUGGGCUGUGCUGGAGUACUAGAGGAGGGGUGGGAAGAAUUGGCGUUAUGGGUUGGCUUUGGAAGGCAUCUGGCAUGGAGGGAUGGAUGUUCUGAGCAGAUGCUGGAUUGUAUGAAAUAGCAAAAUCACGAAAACAUGGCUGCACGUCGAAUUGAUACCAAUUUGGAUUCUGCUAUGCGAAUGCUACCCGGGGGAGCAGUAACACUACUCCGAGAACAGUAAUAUCAAAAACUCCAACUGGCCCAAUGCUGUCAUGACUCAGCAAGU